ACCAUAUGUCACAAAGUUUUAUUACUCACGAGAUGCCUUAAUUUCAUUUGAUAAUCAACUUGUUUAGAUUUAGUCAAGAAGAAAAAAACAAUUCUAUUUCCCAUAAUUUGACUAAUUUGUCAACUGACUCACUCACUUCACUAACUCUAGAUCUCUUCUUUACUCCCAAAAAAAAAAACACAGAUUUUCUCUCCUGAGAAGAAGAAAAAUGGGGGCAGUUUCACUGAAAAUAGGGGAUGGAACAGCAAGAUUUAGAAGAGCAACAAUGUGGACAUCAGCAGUUAAUGGAUUGAUGCUUUUCUCAGUUCUUACCACAAAUCUGUUUGCACUUUAUGCUUUCACUUACAACCCUAACAAAAGCAAUGAAAAUCACCAAAACCCACUUCACCAAUCUCAAAAAAACAUGUCUUUAAUCUCAGAACAAGUUUCUCUCAUCAUGAAAGAGAUUGAAUCUUCCCAAAAAAAACUUACCCAGAUGGAAAAAGAGCUUCUUGGAUAUGAAACCAUUGAUGUUUCAAAACCCAAUACACCAAAUGAGCUUAAACUCUUCUUGCAAAGACAUUCUUUACCUUUAGGAAAAGAUUCAAAAACUGGGAUCACUCAAAUGGUGGCUUCUGUGGGUCAUACUUGCAGCAAAUCUAUGGAUAUGCUGUCUCAAUUCAUGAAUUACAAGGUCAAUGGUCAAUGCCCAGAUGAUGUGAGUGUUGCACAGAAGUUGAUUUCAAAAGGGUGUGAGCCUUUGCCAAGAAGAAGGUGUUUUGCAAAGACAAUUCCUAAGGUAGGGAAUCUGUAUCCUUUUCCUGCUUCACUUUGGAAAACUGUUAGUGAUAAGAUUGUUAGUUGGAGUGGACUUGGUUGUAAGAAUUUUACAUGUUUAAAUGGUAAGAAAUUGGGUAGAGAUUGUGUUGGUUGCUUUGAUUUGAGUAAUGGGAAUGAGAAUCAGAGGUUUGUUAAGGGUAAAGGAAAGAAUGAUUUUGUAAUUGAUGAUGUUUUAGGUAUGGGAGUUGAAGGGAUUAGGAUAGGACUUGAUAUUGCUGGUGGGUCUGGAACUUUUGCUGCUAGAAUGGCUGAAAAGAAUGUAACUGUGAUCACUCAAACUUUGAAUAUCGAAUCGCCAUCUAAUGAUUUCAUUGCUGCUAGGGGAUUGUUUCCUUUGUUUAUGAGUUUGGAUCAUAGGUUCCCUUUUUAUGAUAAUGUGUUUGAUUUGGUUCAUGCUGGAAGUGCAUUGGAUGUUGGAGGGAAGCCUGAGAAGCUCGAGUUUUUGAUGUUCGAUAUUGAUCGAGUUUUGAGGGCUGGGGGGUUGUUCUGGUUGGACAACUUCUAUUGUGCUACUGAUGACAAGAAGAGGGAUCUAACAAGGUUGAUUGAGAAAUUUGGGUAUAAGAAGCUGAAAUGGGUUGUAGGAGAGAAAACAAUGUCAGGAAAAUCUGAGUUGUAUUUGUCAGCUGUUUUAGAGAAGCCUGUUAGAGCGUAAUUUUACAACAAGUUCAAAUGAUCACUGAUAGGUAAGAAGAACAUCAGUUUUUCAGCAUAGUUCACAACAAAAUUCAUGUGAGCAUGUCUUAUAGUUUUCUCAAGAAAUAUUUGAUUUGAAUGUCUAAUAAAGUGGAGAAGUAAGAAAUGUAGUUAUUGCUUCUCAUGUAUGUCAAUUGUUAUAGAAGAGGAUUAGAAGUUAUUUACAAUGCAAGUAGGAUAUAUAUAUUUUCUAAGGUAUUCUUGUUUCGAAAUGGUUACAUACUUAGAAACUAGUGAAGUUUCAUUCAAUGUAGGCGUUCAUUUUAUACUAGUGACUUGUAAUGGCGUUGGAUCUGAUUUCAUUCA
Beta vulgaris subsp. vulgaris (sugar beet) is the source of this 1821-nucleotide messenger RNA. RefSeq lists its product as hypothetical. Lineage: Eukaryota; Viridiplantae; Streptophyta; Magnoliopsida; Caryophyllales; Amaranthaceae. The transcript has a single exon. The record is from RefSeq and is a predicted model, not a curated record. Gene Ontology annotation, molecular function: methyltransferase activity. Bases 209 to 1474 code for a protein of 421 amino acids.